Podarcis lilfordi (Lilford's wall lizard) is the source of this 5324-nucleotide messenger RNA. NCBI's taxonomy places the organism in Eukaryota, Metazoa, Chordata, Lepidosauria, Squamata, Lacertidae. The record is from the annotation of a GenBank genome assembly.
AUGCGCUUCCCCCUCACGGAAACGGCUUUUUUCCUCGGCUCACGUGAGCCGCUCGCUCUUCCUCCCGUCCCCUUGGCAACGGCGCCCUCUCCUCCCGCCCUCCCUCCCUCCCGCGGGUCCGACGGAGAGGCGCCGGCAGCGCGCUCGGCGACGCGUCCCGCGAUUGGCUGCUGCCGGCGGCGCACGCUGAUUGGCCGCGGGCGGCCCCCAGUGCGCCUGCGCCGGCGGCCCGCCGUCUCCGCCUUCCCUCGCCGACAUGGAGCGCGCCGGCGCCGCGCCGGAAGAGCCGCGCCGGGCCGCCUGCGUGGGUGUCACGUGGGAGCGGGGAGGAGGAGCCCCGCGAGGUGGACCGCCCCUGACGCCCCCCUCUCUCUCUCUCCCCCGCAGCCACCAAGCGCCGCCCGCCCGUCGCGCCCGCCCCGCCGCCGCCGCCGCCGCCCGGCCUCCCGGCCCCCAGCCCGGCCCCCCGGACGGAGCCCACGCGGCUCUUCGAGGACACCAGCGCCGGCGCCUUCCUGGCCGAGCCCGUCUCCAGCUUCGCCGCCGCCUACGGGAGCAGCCUGGCCAGCCAGGGCAAGGAGAUCGUGGGCAGGAACGUGAGUGGCGCUCCGGGGCCUGAGCAGAGGGACCCCCGCGGAGCGCCCCUUCGGCCCAGACCAGGACCCGCCCAGGUCCCCCCCCGAAAUGGCAGGAAGGGACCCCGGGGGGCCAUCUAGUCCAGCCCCUGCCAGGCAGGAAUCCCAACUCAUCCAUAUGAUCAGUUGCAUGGCAUUCACUACCAGGAGUGCAGGGUGGCAGCGGUGGUUCUCCCGGCCUCCUCGCUUAAUCCUCACCACAACCCUGUGAGGUAGGCUGGGCAGAGAGAGAGGCAGUGCUUUGCAACAAAAGAAAUCCCCUUCAGACACUUGAUGUAAUAAUAAUAAUAAUAAUAAUUUUAUUAUUCAUACCCUGCCCAUCUGGCUGGGUUUCCCCAGCCACUCUGGGCAGCUUCCAACAAAACACUAAAAUACAAUAACCUAUUAAACAUUAAAAGCUUCCCUAAACAGGGCUGCCUUCAGAUGUCUUCUAAAAGUCUGGUAGUUGUUUUCCUCUUUGACAUGUGGUGGGAGGGCGUUCCACAGGGUGGGCGCCACCACUGAGAAGGCCCUCUGCCUGGUUCCCUGUAACUUGGCUUCUUGCAGCGAGGGAACUGCCAGAAGGCCCUCGGAGCUGGACCUCAGUGUCCAGGCAGAACGAUGGAGGUGGAGACGCUCCAUCAGCGGCUCCUCUUUCCUCUCUGCUCACGCUCUGCUUCUGCCGCUUCUCCCGCCCUCCCAGAUCGACCGCUUUGUCCCCGUGACCAAGCUGAAGUACUACUUUGCUGUGGACACCGUCUAUGUGGGCAGGAAGCUGGGGCUGCUCCUCUUCCCCUUCCUGCACCAGGUGAGCUGCAAAGGGCCCCGGCUAAGGCGGGAUGGGGGGGAACUGCGGGGAUCAGUCUGCUCCCAGCUGCCCCCUGCUGUGGCUUUGAGGCUCAGGCCAGGGCUCCUUUCCCUGUGCCACCCCAGCCCCUUUGCCCACCCUGGUCUCUGGGCGGCAGGAGCCCGUUGGGAGCCUGUGGGGGUUCUUGGCUGUCUUUGGCAGGACUGGCAGGUGCAGUACCAGCAGGACACCCCCGUGGCCCCCCGCUUUGACGUCAAUGCUCCCGACCUCUACAUUCCAGGUACGGCAGGUCCCUGGGGGUCCCUGGGGUGGCUGGGGGGAGGUGCCCCUGGGGAGGGAAAUGGUGACAGGGCUGAGCGCCAGUCUCUCCCAUGGCUAAGGAGCCCUUUCCCUCCGCAGUCAUGGCGUUCAUCACCUACAUCCUGGUGGCAGGGCUGGCGCUGGGGACUCAGAACAGGUGAGAGGAUUUAGGGAUCGCCUUUCUGCUGGCAUUCCUAGAGAAGGCGGGGCAAGGCAGCUCCCCCAAACGCUGCUGAGCUUCCCAGGAAGAUCUGGACCCCAUCCUCAUUUCCGGGCCGCUUCAGCCCAAACUGGCCUGGCAUCCUGCAAAAAAUCCCAGGAUGUGUAGCUUGUGAAGGAUGCUGAGUGUUGUCAAUGUUUGUUUUUCUUUUUAGUGUUUAUGUUAUUAACUUGUAAGAAGAUAUGGAUUCGGUUUUUGUUGUUGUUGUCUUGAAUGUUGGUUUUUAUGUUUUGUGUAUUGUUAUUUUUUGAUAUUUUUCGUGUUGUUGUAUGGAAAAUACCAAUAAUAUAUAUAUGUAUAUGUAUAUAUAUGUAUAUAUAAAUAUCUAAAAAGAGAGUUGUUAGGAACCCCGUAGCUCUGGGAGGGGAUAAGGGGUCUCCUAUCAGCUCCCUUAGAACAGUCCUCUAUCUAGUCCAGCCCCCUGCAGUCCAGGAAUCACAGAGUCCCUGACAGUGGCCACCCAACCUCUGCUUAAAAAGCUCCAAGGAAGGAGAGCCUGCCCCUUCCGCUGUGGACAGGCUCUUACUGUCAAGAAUAUUUUCCGAAAGUUUAGUUGGAAUCAGGGAAGAGGCGUGAGAGGGUGUGGGGCUGUGAGGCCUGGGCGGUUUGGGUGGCCAGGGAGCCCCUCCCUCAAUACUCUCCCUCACCCGCCCCUUGCAGAUUCUCCCCCGACCUCCUGGGCCUGCAGGCGAGCUCAGCCCUGGCCUGGCUCAUUGUUGAGGUGCUGGCCAUUCUCCUCAGCCUCUACCUGGUCACCGUCAACACGGACCUCUCCACCAUUGACCUGGUGGCCUUCUCAGGGUACAAGUACGUUGGGUGAGUAACCAGGAGGCGAGGGCAGCCUGAUCCAGCCGGGGGGGGGCAGACUGAGCCCCUCUCGAUGUUGGAUAUUUUAUUGUUUUUAAUAUCCUGUUGGAAGCCGCCCAGAGUGGCUGGGAGGCUCCGCCAGAUGGGUGGGGUAUGAUGAUGAUGAUGAUGGGCUGGGGAAGAGCCCGGCUCUGGGCCUGACGCUUCUCCCCUCCUGUGACAGGAUGAUCGUUGGCCUCCUGGCUGGGCUGCUCUUUGGGAAGACGGGAUAUUACCUGCUGCUGAGCUGGUGCUGCCUCACAAUUUUUGUCUUCAUGGUAAGAACUUCCAGGAAGUGUUUGGUGGGGGGUCAUUUCCCAAACUCUUCUGCACUUGUUGAGCAUUUUACACAGGAGGAGCCGGCCUCGUCUCAGGCUCUGCGUUGGCCUCCAGUAACAGCAGCUUUUUACCAGUUUUGUUACGGGAUUUAGGGCAGGGAGGCUGGUUCUGCCACACACUGAGCAGAGCUGAGGGAGUGCCACAACUAUGGUGUAGCAGCGCAUGUGCAGAGCGGAAGGCAAGAGGUGGGGGGCAGGUGUUGAAUUUUGGCCUCGCACAGGGCAGCGCUGAAAUUUGAAAGGCCAAAGGUCUGCCCCUGACUAUGGCCCUUCCUGGACAAGGACAGCCUGACCACUGUAGUCUGUGCAUUGGUAACUUUGAGGCUGUGUGUGUGUGUGUGUGUGUGUGUGUGUGUGUUUAGUCGUGUCCGCCUCUUCGUGACCCCCUGGACCAGAGCACGCCAGGCCCUCCUGUCUUGCACUGCCUCCCUCAUGCUGGUAGUUUUGAGAACACUGUCCCACCAUCUCGUCCUCUGGCGUCCCCUUCUCCUUGUGCCCUCCAUCUUUCCCAACAUCAGGGUCUUUUCCAGGGAGUCUUCUCUUCUCAUGAGGUGGCCAAAGUCUUGGAGCCUCAGCUUCAGGAUCUGUCCUUCCAGUGAGCACUCAGGGCUGAUUUCCUUCAGAAUGGAUCGGUUUGAUCUUCUUGCAGUCCAUGGGACUCUCAAGAAUCUCCUCCAGCACCGUAACCUUGAGGCUAGAUUACUGCAAUGUGCUCUACGUAGGGCUGCCCUUGGCUUCGGUCUGAAAGCUCCAACUGUGCAAAAUGUGACAGGGGCCUCCGGCUGAGAACACCUGUUGAACGGCUUCCCUGGCCACUUAACACAAGAAGAGCCCUGCUGGAUCCGGCCAGUGGCCCGUCUGGUCCAGCAUCCUCUUCUCACGCUGGCCAACCAGAUUCCCCAAAGGGAAACCCUCAGUUAGGGUAGAGCCACGCCGUCUCCCCUCCUGUGGUUUCCAGUAACUGGGCUUCUGAAGCCUCGCUGUGGAGAGCAGAGCUGUUGUGGCCGGUAGCCAUCAGUCGCCCUCUUCUCCGUGAAUUCGUUCCUUCGGAGCCGGGUUCAAAGUCCUUGUGUUGCUCUAGAAAGACCCUGAAGCCUUUGGUCCCAGCUCAGUCACUGAGAUCACCUGCAGGAGUGUCGUUGGCCAUUCCCCAAGUUGGAGAUCCUCACUUGAUAACAAGGAACUGCGCCUUUAGCGCCUAGUCCUGUGGAACGCUCUGCCACUGGAGAUUCAAGAGGCACCUUCUGUGCCAGCUUUUAAACACCCGCUGAAACCUUUUCUGUUCCGCCAGUCGUAUACCAGCAGCUAAGAAUACUUCCUUCUAGAAUAACCAAUUGCUGUCAGUUUGUAACUUUUUUGGUGGGUUUUAUUGCAUGGCUUUAUUACUGCAAACCCCUCUGAGGUGUAAAAGCAGUAUGCAGAUGGCCUAGAAAUAAAACUGCGCCCGUUGCGAGUCCCCAGGCAGGCAGCGCCUCUGUGUCCCUCCCUGCACUCCGCCCCUGAUUCACCUUUUCCUGUGGCUUUUCCAGAUCAGGACCCUGCGCCUGAAGAUCCUGUCGGAGGCAGCGGCCGAGGGGGUGCUGGUGCGGGGAGCCAAGAACCAGCUGCGCAUGUACCUGACCAUGGCUGUGGCCGGCCUGCAGCCGCUCAUCAUGUACUGGCUCACCUUUCACCUCAUCUACUGACGGACGGGUCUGCCAAGGGGGCAGGGCGGGGAUCCUCACUCCUGGUUGGGGUCUGUGUGGCAGGCUGGACAUAGACCUGGCCUGGAGCCACUGUGGCUCUGGCUUCAGCGACCUCAGGGUGGGUGGAUGUUGUCAGGGGUGGGUGGGCAGCCGGAGCCUGUUUGUAGAUGGGGGUGGGGUGCUCCGACAGGGGUCCCAGGCAGGCUUCCACUGAGCUCCCUCUGCCUGGGGGGCAGCAUCCUUUUCCCACCCCCCUUUGCAUGCCAGAGCCCUUGUGAUCACUGCACACCACUGGCGUUCUCCCCCCGUGCGCCAGGUUUUGCUGCUUGCGAGCAACUCAGUAUUACUACGGAGGGCGGGGGAGGCUGUCGGGGGGGGGGUUUAUGGAGCAGCCGCCCGACACCUGCCUCCCCCCCACCAGCCCACAAGCUGCUUGCUUCUCUGUUCAACUUCACAGCCUUUGGUGCUGUACACACAACACCAGCCCAAUAAAGAAUAAAACCUGCACCGGGG